Gamsiella multidivaricata is the source of this 531-nucleotide messenger RNA. RefSeq names its product snoRNP pseudouridylase box H/ACA snoRNP complex protein. The transcript is spliced from 3 exons. Gene Ontology annotation, cellular component: box H/ACA snoRNP complex; box H/ACA telomerase RNP complex. Gene Ontology annotation, molecular function: box H/ACA snoRNA binding; telomerase RNA binding. Gene Ontology annotation, biological process: rRNA pseudouridine synthesis; ribosome biogenesis; positive regulation of telomerase RNA localization to Cajal body. Lineage: Eukaryota; Fungi; Mortierellomycota; Mortierellomycetes; Mortierellales; Mortierellaceae. The record is from RefSeq and is a predicted model, not a curated record. Bases 42 to 236 code for a protein of 64 amino acids.
CACGCACACUGUCCACCUCACUCGCCCAUUCCUCAUUCAAGAUGCAUCUUAUGUACUCCCUGUCGCCCGAGGGCAAGCGUAUCUACACGCUUAAGAAACUCACUUCAGCUGGCAAGGUCACAAAGUCCGCUCACCCUGCUCGCUUCUCGCCUGAUGACAAGUACUCCCGUCACCGUGUCACCCUCAAAAAACGCUUCGGCCUCUUGUUGACCCAGCUCCCCUCCAAGCAGUACUAAGAGUUUUACCUCACCGCCAACAGCAUCACCGCCAACUAUUCAACCUUUCGCUUCUUUUUUUCGCCCUCAGUGCAUUGUACAAUUUAUACAGCUUUAUUUCUCUUCACCACUCGCAACAAGAACAUUGCGGUAGAACAUUGUACUCAGAUCCAGUUGGAUGCUAGAGAAGUCUUGGCGCGACGAUAUUAAGGGCAGGAGAUAUCAUUAGAGGCUUCAGAUAAGGGUGUGUUCUUUCUCUCCCUCUUUCGUCAAGACGAACCUUCCUUUAUGUAAUAAAGUUGUUCUUAAAUCGCAU